CGCGAGUCAAGUCGUGCAUUGUUCUCGACAGGUAAACAUCGCAGACAUUGCCCGAGACACUUGCAUUCCUCUUUUUUCAUCGUUAAUAUUGCUGAUAGGUUUUGGUCUUGUUUAUAGAGCAUCGUUUCUUCGCUACAACUGCGAUGAAUAAUACAAUGAACUACGCGUUGAACAAUUCACCGAGUGAAGAAUUCUCGGAUCUGUGCUACAUCGAUCUCAAGUCGGACGAUCCUUACGAUUUGUUCAACGAUUGGUACAAGGAAGCUUGUAAAUUUUCAACUGGUUUACCAGCAGCGCUCUGCUUGGCUACUGUAUCCAAAGAUUUGAAAGUAAGUGCGAGACACGUGGUAUUGAGAAGAAUAGAGGAAGAUGGUUUCGUCGUUUACACGGAUAAUCGCAGUAGGAAAGCCAAGGAAUUGACUGAAAAUCCAGCGGCUGCCAUGUGUUUCUUGUGGGCUUACGUGAACGAUAAGAAUCAACGAAUCGCUCGACAAGUGCGAAUAGAAGGCGACGUCGUCGUAGCAGACAAAGAGUCCAUCGCUAAACUGUACGAGAAGGACAAGUUGUUCGCUAAGAUUCGAUCUUACAUCUGCCCGCAAGAUCAGGAAGUCGAUUGGGGCGAGUUGAAGGCCAAGCACGAUAAACUCCUCAACGAAGUUCGACUCAACAAGAAAAGCCUUCCGAUGCCCGAUCACUAUGUCGGCUACAAACUCGUGCCAACAGCCAUCGAAUUUUACUACGCCAGGGACACUUUGAUAGGCGAUCGAAUUCUAUUCGAGCGAGACAGUCCGUCGUCAAGCUGGAUGCACAAGAGAAUCGCAGCCUGAACGACUUGCAGAAAAAAAAGAACAACGUGUUCACAAGAUCAUUGAUUCAGCUAAUCUGUCUUCUCAUUGUCUAAUAUAUUGCUCUUAUUGCUCGUUGGCUUUUUUUUUGUAUUAUGACUAAACACAUAAUUAUUAUUACGUGUAUUUUUAUCCGUUUCUAUAUACAAUAUUUUUUCUAUCCAAACACUAUACGCCACUAUGUAUUCAUUUUGAUAGUACUUAAUUUACU
Phymastichus coffea is the source of this 1056-nucleotide messenger RNA. RefSeq names its product pyridoxine/pyridoxamine 5'-phosphate oxidase-like. Bases 144 to 827 code for a protein of 227 amino acids. Gene Ontology annotation, biological process: pyridoxine biosynthetic process; pyridoxal 5'-phosphate biosynthetic process. The record is from RefSeq and is a predicted model, not a curated record. Gene Ontology annotation, molecular function: FMN binding; pyridoxamine phosphate oxidase activity. The transcript has 6 exons. Lineage: Eukaryota; Metazoa; Arthropoda; Insecta; Hymenoptera; Eulophidae.